Bombina bombina (fire-bellied toad) is the source of this 1062-nucleotide messenger RNA. Its product is annotated as olfactory receptor 1009-like. NCBI's taxonomy places the organism in Eukaryota, Metazoa, Chordata, Amphibia, Anura, Bombinatoridae. The record is from RefSeq and is a predicted model, not a curated record. Bases 1 to 1062 code for a protein of 353 amino acids. The transcript has 3 exons. Gene Ontology annotation, biological process: G protein-coupled receptor signaling pathway; sensory perception of smell. Gene Ontology annotation, molecular function: odorant binding; olfactory receptor activity; G protein-coupled receptor activity. Gene Ontology annotation, cellular component: membrane.
AUGUCGAAUUACACAAACUUCAAAGAGUUUAUCCUUCUAGGACUGACAGAUAAUCCUGCAUUAGAACUUUUUCUUUUUGUGCUUUUCUUAAUAUUUUAUACUAUCACAAUCUUUGCUAAUAUUGGCAUCAUUGUAAUUAUCAGAGCCGAUGCUCGUCUCCACACACCCAUGUAUUUUUUUCUUAAUAACUUGUCCUUCCUGGACCUUUGUUACGCCACCAUUAUAACACCAAAGACUUUAGUUAACUUCCUGUCCAAUAAAAAAGUGAUUGCUUACGUAGAAUGUAUAUUACAGAUGUACUUGUUUGGUGCAUCAGUUACCAUUGAAUGUUUUCUACUAGGAAUAAUGGCGUAUGAUCGAUAUGUUGCCAUUUGCAACCCUUUGGUAUAUUUAACGAUUAUGAACAAAAGGUUUUGCUUGCAACUUGUAGGAUACGCCUACAUUGGUGGAUAUCUCAAUGCUGCAAUUCAUACAACUUGUACAUUUCAAUUACCAUUCUGUAAAAGCAAUAAAAUAGAUCAUUUUUACUGCGACGUGCCUCCCCUUUUAAAAUUGUCUUGCGUUGAUACAACCAUGAAUGAACUUGUUAUGUUUAUUUUUGGUGGUUUUGCUGAAAUAAGCUCCCUCACAGCUGUCACUGUGUCAUAUGCCUAUAUUAUUUCUACCAUAAUGAGGAUUCACUCUAAUGAAGGACGGAAGAAGGCGUUUUCUACAUGUGCGUCUCACCUUACUGCAGUCAUCAUCUUCUACGGCACAAUAGUUUUUAUGUACCUGCGGCCUUCAUCUACUUAUUCCUUAAGCCAGGACAGAAUCGCUUCAGUGUUCUAUACUGUGGUUAUUCCUAUGCUGAAUCCACUGAUCUACAGUUUAAGAAAUAAGGAAGUAGCCCGAGCAUCUGAGGCAUCAGUCUGUUCGGAAAAGUCAGGGGUUAUCAGAACUAACUGUUGUAUGAAUGCUUGUUCAGCUUCUGGUGACUAUUUAGCAAUUCCAGGGGAUUUUGCUUCCGUUAGAUCAGUUAAAGGACUAGCAAUUGUUGCAAAUUUAGAAAUAAAUCUCCUCUAA